Molecule: messenger RNA, 1221 nt
Organism: Manihot esculenta (cassava)
Lineage: Eukaryota; Viridiplantae; Streptophyta; Magnoliopsida; Malpighiales; Euphorbiaceae
Exons: 9
Coding region: 62-1069 (335 amino acids)
Source: RefSeq, a predicted model, not a curated record
CAUUUUCUCCUUCUUGAGGACACAGUCAUCGCUUGCUUCUGCCCAUGCCUUCAUCCAAUUCAUGGCUUGCAAGCUCUUCUCCACUUCCGUUUCCGACUUUCCACUCGUACAUGGAAAACUUUCCAACUUUCCACAAAUAAUUCCACCCAAUGUCUCUCCUGGUCAUGGGUAUUGCUCUUUCAAGUUCCUUUCGAGCUCCAGAAGAGUAUUUUCAUCUUCUUUAGUUGUUCAUGCUGCCAAAGGAGAAGCGAUCCAGUCACCAAAUUCAGUGUCUACCCUUGAUUCUAAAACUACCCUUCCUUCUUCCUCCAAGCUGGUUCUUGUUGUUGGCGGUACUGGUGGUGUUGGGCAGUUGGUAGUGGCAUCAUUGCUUGACCGGAAUAUCAAGUCGCGCUUGUUACUACGAGAUCCUGAAAAAGCAACUGCACUGUUUGGCAAACAAGACGAGGAGACAUUGCAGGUACUUAGAGGGGACACUCGGAAUCCAGAGGAUCUAGAUCCAUCUAUGUUUGACGGAGUCACACAUGUGAUAUGCUGCACUGGAACAACAGCCUUUCCUUCAAAACGCUGGGAUGGAGAUAAUACACCAGAAAGAGUAGAUUGGGAGGGUGUGAGAAAUCUCGUUUCUGCAUUGCCUUCAUCUUUGAAGAGAAUCAUUCUUGUUUCAUCAGUUGGUGUAACCAAGUUCAAUGAAUUACCAUGGAGCGUUAUGAAUCUCUUUGGUGUUCUUAAGUAUAAGAAGAUGGGGGAGGAUUUUGUUCGCCAGUCUGGUCUUCCAUUUACCAUCAUUAGACCUGGUAGACUAACAGAUGGACCUUACACAUCAUAUGAUCUAAAUACCCUGCUCAAAGCUACUGCUGGGCAACGGCGUGCAGUCCUUAUUGGUCAAGGCGAUAAACUCGUGGGAGAGGUAAGCAGACUUGUAGUAGCUGAAGCUUGCAUUCAGGCAUUGGACAUAGAUUUUACUGAAGGUCAAAUUUAUGAAAUCAAUUCAGUUGAGGGUGAUGGGCCUGGCAGUGAUCCUCAGAAGUGGCGAGAUCUAUUCAAAGCUGCUCAAACCCAAAAUUGAAUAUUAUACUGAUAGAGAAAUAUAUAAUGUGAUACAGUUGAAACUUCAUAAACUUUGAAAAAGGUGUAAUGGAUUUUGCUUUCAAGGUUAAUGUAUUAAUGUGUAUAUAUAUAUAUAUAUAUGAGUGAUGAAAUAAAUUAUUUCUACCAGCA